GUAGAGCCUUGGCGGGGCCGCGAUGCGUCUCUUGCGGUGCCUGAUGAAAGGCCAGUCGGCGCUGGCCGGGGCGCCUAAGUACAUCGAGCACUUCAGCAAGUUCUCCCCGUCGCCGCUCUCCAUGAAGCAGUUCCUCGACUUCGGAUCCAGCAAUGCCUGUGAGAAGACCUCAUUCAUGUUCCUUCGCCAAGAGCUUCCUGUCCGACUGGCCAAUAUCAUGAAAGAAAUCAACCUUCUCCCAGACCGUGUACUGAGUACUCCCUCUGUUCAGCUAGUGCAGAGUUGGUAUGUGCAGAGCUUGCUGGAUAUUAUGGUGUUCCUCGACAAGGAUCCAGAGGACCAAAGAAUAUUGGGACAGUUCACCAAUGCCCUGGUCACAAUCCGCAACCGUCAUAAUGAUGUGGUCCCUACCAUGGCACAGGGUGUAAUUGAAUAUAGGGAGGCUUAUGGUGAUGACCCGGUUUCCAACCAAAACAUCCAGUACUUCCUUGAUCGUUUCUAUCUUAGCCGUAUUUCUAUCCGGAUGCUGCUCAACCAACACACCUUGAUUUUUGAUGGCAGCACCAAUCCAGCCCACCCCAAGCACAUUGGCAGCAUUGAUCCACACUGCAACGUUUCAGACGUAGUCAGAGAUGCUUAUGACAUGGCCAAACUGUUAUGUGACAAGUACUACUUGGCAUCUCCUGACCUGGAUAUCCAGGAGGUGAAUGCCUCUGAAACAGGACCUCACAUGUGGUUUACUAAUCAACCCAACCAGCCCAUCCACAUGGUCUACGUUCCAUCUCACUUGUACCACAUGCUCUUUGAACUGUUCAAGAAUGCCAUGAGGGCUACUGUAGAAAGCCAUGAAUCCAGCCCCACAUUGCCACCCAUCAAAGUGAUGGUGGCGUUGGGCCAGGAGGAUCUCUCCAUCAGGAUGAGUGACCGAGGCGGUGGGGUUCCUCUCCGCAAGAUUGAACGACUCUUCAGCUAUUUAUAUUCCACGGCACCCAAACCAGAGCUGGGCACUGGGGGGACACCCCUGGCCGGGUUUGGCUAUGGACUACCUAUCUCCAGACUCUAUGCCAAGUAUUUCCAAGGUGAUCUUCAGCUGUUCUCCAUGGAGGGAUUUGGGACAGAUGCUGUCAUCUAUUUGAAAGCCUUGUCAACAGACUCUGUGGAAAGACUUCCAGUGUACAACAAGUCAGCAUGGCGUCACUAUCAGACCAUCCAGGAGGCAGAUGACUGGUGUGUACCCAGUACAGAGCCCAAGAACACCUCCACCUAUCGAGUGACCUAAGCAAGCUUCUCUCUGUUACCAGGAAGGGGACUACCCUGCUUCCAAAGGGGAGAAACCCAAACUUUGGUGAGGGAAGAAAAAGAAACAAAUGAUCAUCACCAGCAUAAAGCCCACCUUGUGUUGUAAGACCUCUGUGGAGUGUUCCUAUUGGCUGCCUGGCCAGUUCACCAGUUAGAGAGCAUCCUGAUCACUUUCCCAGAUUUCUUUUUGGAAGUGUGUAGUUCUAGAUCACUUUCAUCAUAGCUCUGCAUGGAACUUCUCUGCCUCACCCCAAUCCUGCCUUUCGAUCUAUUGGUUUGGAAGGAUCCGAAGGAUCUGCUUUCAUCCUAUUUAGUGUUUGCACAUGCCACCUUUUAAUUAUGUUUGAGUUGUAAUGUCAAAGAAGUUGAAAACCCAACCACUAGGCAUUAACAUAUUGAGAAAAAUCAGGAAGCACUCAAGAAGAAAGGGAAGGAGGAGGAGGAGCUAACAAAUGCGGAUAUGAUUAUGUUGGAUUUCUUCACAUGAAGCAAGCUGCAAGCAAGAGGCACAAGGACAUUUAAAACAUGACAUAGGGGUGGCGGAGUCCAGUGCUUCCAUUGCAGAGAGCAAGCACAUUAGAGAGCGCUGGCUUGCUUUUUAGUGUAUGCUCUGGGAGUAAGAAAUAUUCUCUGAGUCAUAGCUAUUCUUGCAUUACGUUCUGUGUGCUUUUCGCAAUGCAUGUCUGAAUCUCAGACUAGUUGAGGAAAGCAGCAUGAGAACUGGCAGUUUUAGCACUGGAAGAAUCUACAACUUCAGACUUAGAUUGCACAAGGAUACAAUGAGGCCUGAAGAAAUUGCUUUGCUAGCAUCGAAGGUGGUUUGGGGUUUGAUGAUUUCUUGCUUGUCUGUUUCACCCACUACUUGCACUUUCGCCCAGCACAGCUCAGUUCCUAGACCGGCUUGUGUUGGGGUAUAAAUCCUUAGUUUCUGUUUGUAUGGGAGGAGUUGCAUAUUCUCCUCUCCACAGGAAAACUGUUACAACAAAAUUGGGGAAUGGGUGGAGUGGCUUAUGGGAGAAAACUGGAUGGCAAAGAAACAGUGUUUUAAGCUCCAUCCGGUGAAGAGUGAGCUGGUAACACUGAAAGUGUCAAUCCGGCCCUCCAAUUGCAGCACAGCAAAUGGAAUAUGUUUAUUUUAAGAUUUUUGUGGAUCAUCUGUCUCCAGUGCUUAGAAAUCAUGGGCAAAAGGGGCUAUUUUCCAAGCAAACUCAGAUGGGGUCAAUUAUGGGUACCAGUGAGAAGCUCUCCCUUCCCUCUUUUAUAGUCCUUUUUUUUUUUUUUUUUUGGAUCAGCAGUUUGCUCUCCAGUGGCUCUUUGCUAUGAUCUCACUUUUCUGGUCCCCAUUUCAAAACAAGUGGAAAUGUUAUGAAGGCAGAAAAUUGCUUCUGCCUUCUAUUUUUGCCCUGUGCUAUUGUUCUAAGCAGGUAUUGUGCUUAAGGGGUCUGACUUGCACCUGCCUGUUUGCCACUUUAAGCGCUCACAAACCACCCUUCUAUCUCUGCCCCAUCCUCUGUGCUGGGCUCUUUGUCUGGAAAGGGUCUGUGUUCAUAUGUACAAAUAUAUUUUUAAUUCUCUGGGGGGAAAGAGACAUGUGCCAAGGCACCACUGCUGCUAAAGUAUUCAUUGUUCAGCUAAGUAAAAGAAAGAACCAUUAAAUUUGAAUAUGAUCUU
Molecule: messenger RNA, 2970 nt
Organism: Python bivittatus (Burmese python)
Lineage: Eukaryota; Metazoa; Chordata; Lepidosauria; Squamata; Pythonidae
Gene: PDK2
Product: pyruvate dehydrogenase kinase 2
Biological process (GO): regulation of glucose metabolic process; protein phosphorylation
Cellular component (GO): mitochondrion
Molecular function (GO): pyruvate dehydrogenase (acetyl-transferring) kinase activity
Source: RefSeq, a predicted model, not a curated record